Messenger RNA from Arvicola amphibius (Eurasian water vole), 3733 nucleotides. RefSeq lists its product as uncharacterized. Gene Ontology annotation, biological process: defense response; cellular response to interferon-beta. Gene Ontology annotation, cellular component: endoplasmic reticulum membrane. The transcript has 4 exons. The record is from RefSeq and is a predicted model, not a curated record. Gene Ontology annotation, molecular function: GTPase activity; GTP binding. Bases 320 to 3046 code for a protein of 908 amino acids. NCBI's taxonomy places the organism in Eukaryota, Metazoa, Chordata, Mammalia, Rodentia, Cricetidae.
AAAUAGAGCUCAUAUCCAGCCAGGAAACUGUAGACAGCAAGGGCGGUGUGUAGAACAGGAAUGGUAAAGUAACUUGGGUCGGGGAGAUCUGGUUGUGCAUCCCAAGUUCUCUUUUCUCCAUGCAGUUCCUAGGACAUAGAACUCCAAACUUCACCUCUUUUCUUCCCGAACAUCCUGAGUCUGAAUUCCAGUUCUAGAUCGUUCUGAGGGAACUGCCCUUGCUGCAGUGCACAGACCUCUCCUAAGAGGAGAGCUUUCCCAGAGGCGCCACUGCCCUCAGAUCAAGGUCACCACUGCUGAGCCUCUACCAUACAGAGUCAUGUCUUGGGCCUCCAGCAUUGAUGAAUUCUUUAAGAAUUUUAAAAGGGAAAGCCAAAUCCUCUCUGAAGAAACCAUUACCUUGAUUAAAUCCCACAUCGAGAACAGAAACCUCCAGGAAGCACUUUCUGUAAUUGAGAAAGCACUGAGAGACAUCGAGAAUGCCUCCCUGAACAUUGCUGUGACAGGGGAGACAGGGUCGGGAAAGUCCUCGUUCAUUAAUGCCCUGAGAGGGGUGGGGCAUGAAGAAGAAGGUUCAGCCUGCACUGGGGCGACAGAAACCACCAUGGAGAGGACUCCAUACCCACACCCAAAGCUUCCCCAGGUGACAGUGUGGGACCUGCCUGGCAUUGGAUCCACUUCCUUUCCACCAGAAAACUACCUAACAGAAAUGAAAUUUGGUGAAUAUGACUUCUUCAUUAUCAUCUCUAGUUCACGCUUCAAAGAAAAUGAUGCCCAGCUAGCCAAAGCCAUCGCAAGGAUGAACAUGAAUUUCUACUUUGUCCGAGCCAAGAUAGAUAGCGACAUAUAUAAUGAGAAGACAAGCAAACCUAAAGCUUUCAAUGAGGAGAAUGUACGGGAGAAAAUCCUAGAAGAAUGUUCACGUCAUCUCAAGGAGGCUCUCUCCAGUGAGCCUCCAGUCUUCUUAGUCUCUAACUUUGAUACGUCUAAGUAUGACUUCCCAAAACUGGAAAGCAAACUCCUAUAUGAUCUCCCAGCCCACAAGCGCCAUGUCUUCAUGCUGUCCUUGAACAGUGUUACUGAGGCCACCAUUAACCUCAAGAGAGAUUCCCUGAAGCAGAAAGUCUUCCUAGAGGCCCUGAAGGCUGGAGCAUUGGCCACCAUUCCAUUUGUUGGCAUGAUCAGGGAUGAGUUAGAGGAUCUGAAUGAAACAUUCAAUCUCUUCAGGUCUUACUUCGGGCUGGAUGAUGCCUCAUUGGAAGAGAUUGCUAAAGAUUUGAACGUGUCUGUGACUGCAUUCAGGGUACGUCUUCGUUUUCCCCAUUUGUUUGCAGAAGAUGAUGAUGUGUCCUUCGGGAGAAAACUAUGGAAAUAUAUCCAGAUUAUUUCCUCAGUUACUGGUGGUCCACUUGCUGCUGGUUUUUAUUUCAAAAAGUCUUACUAUUUGCAAAAUCUUUUUAUUGAUGCUGCAGCAAAUGAUGCCAUAGCUCUUCUUAAUAAGGAAAGUCUUUUUGAAGAGAAGGAGGGACCCUAUGUAUCUAAGCCUCCCGAUUACUGGGAGCAUCCCGAAGCAGAGAAGCAGCAGCCCUUCCUUCCACCUGCUUGUGUGGACCUAGCUGGUCUUCUGAAGAAGUCGAGCUUGGAGAAAGACUGCAGGCUGGGAUACCCAGAUGCUCUUGGAGUCUAUGUUGUACCCCAUGGAAAUAAAAUCCCAGAUGAGAAACAACCAUCCACAGUGUCUGGCAGAGCAGUUGAGCCCCCUGGCUUUCAGGAGUAUGCUGCUCUUCUACCACACAGAGUCAUGUCUCUGGCCUCCAGCAUUGAAGAAUUCAUUAAGAAUUUUAAGAGGGAAAGUCAAAUCCUCUCUGAAGAAACCAUUACCUUGAUUAAAUCCCACAUCGAGAACAGAAACCUCCAGGAAGCACUUUCUGUAAUUGACAACGCACUGAGAGACAUCGAGAAUGCCUCCCUGAACAUUGCUGUGACAGGGGAGACAGGGUCGGGGAAGUCCUCGUUCAUCAAUGCCCUGAGAGGGGUGGGGCAUGAAGGAAACGGUGUAGCCCUCACUGGGGCAACAGAAACCACCAAGGAGAGAACUCCUUACCCACACCCAAAGCUUCCCCAGGUGGUAGUGUGGGAUCUGCCUGGCAUUGGAUCCACUUCCUUUCCACCAGAGAAGUACCUAACAGAAAUGAAGUUUAAUGAGUAUGACUUCUUCAUUAUUAUCUCUAGUUCACGCUUCAAAGAAAAUGAUGCCCAGCUAGCCAAAGCCAUCUCAGAAAUGGAGAUGAAUUUCUACUUUGUCCGAGCCAAGAUAGAUAGCGACAUAUAUAAUGAGAAGACAAGCAAACCUAAAGCUUUCAAUGAGAAGAAUGUACGGGAGAAAAUCCUAGAAGAAUGUUCACGUCAUCUCAAGGAGGCUCUCUCCAGUGAGCCUCCAGUCUUCUUAGUCUCUAACUUUGAUACGUCUAAGUAUGACUUCCCAAAACUGGAAAGCAAACUCCUAUAUGAUCUCCCAGCCCACAAGCGCAAAGUCUUCACAGUGUCCUUGAGAAGUGUUACUGAGGACACCAUUAACCUCAAGAGAGAUUCCCUGAAGCAGAAAGUCUUCCUAGAGGCCCUGAAGGCUGGAGCAUUGGCCACCAUUCCAUUUGUUGGCAUGAUCAGGGAUGAGUUAGAGGAUCUGAAUGAAACAUUCAAUCUCUUCAGGUCUUACUUCGGGCUGGAUGAUGCCUCAUUGGAAGAGAUUGCUAAAGAUUUGAACGUGUCUGUGACUGCAUUCAGGGUACGUCUUCGUUUUCCCCAUUUGUUUGCAGAAGAUGAUGAUGUGUCCUUCGGGAGAAAACUAUGGAAAUAUAUCCGAAACAUUUCCGCAGUUCUUGGUGGUCCAUUUGCUGCUGGUUUUUAUUUCAAAAAGUCUUACUAUUUGCAAAAUCUUUUUAUUGAUACUGCAGCAGAUGAUGCCAUAGCUCUUCUUAAUAAGGAAGACCUUUUUGGAGAGAAGGAGGGACCAUAUGUAUCUAAGCCUCCCGAUUACUGGGAAUGACGGGAAAAUAAGAGUCAAGUUCCAAUCAGUGUUUACUUUUGGCCUUGCUUUGGACACUGACACAUAACCUAUGCCUGGCAAACCAACCUUAUUUGUGGAGCUCAGAGGGCUUCUCCUUUUCCUUCUCUGGAGACAGAAGAUCAUUGUGGCAAGAGCUCAGUUGUACUUUAGUAGGAAACAGUCGUCAACAUUGUGUAAAUGCCUGAGGACACCUCGUUCUCUUUAAAAUAGUGUGUAGAGCACACAUGAAAAUAUUGAUUGGAUUCCUGAUUUUCGUUCCAGUGACUCCUGGAUCCUUUACCCCUGUGAAAGUCUCCACACACUUCUGUAUUCUCACAGCCAUUUCUGCCCUGUCACUUUUGCUUGAGGGCAUCUGGUGCCCAACACUGUGUAGAUAAAUACACCUCAGUAAGAGGUGUGAGCCCCGCACAAGAGUCACACGACAGAUGGAGACUGUUAUUAUUAGCAAAGCUCCAUCCAGGAGGAGCUUAGUAAAAACAGAAGAAUAAACAUUUGUGCAGAUCCUCUUGCUUCACACAAAUAAGAAUGUUUAUUUCCUAUGCUGCACUGGCAAAUCAGAGUGAACUGAAAUUCACCCAUGUGAUUGGCUAAUGAAACUUUAAUCAUAAACUGUCUCUCCUUGUUGUAAUUUCACUCAUAAAAAUAAAUAAAAUAAAUUAAAAAAUU